AUGGUCUCCGCAAUAGGCGUCUCGAAACGUUUGUCACGGGAAUCUAAAGCUCUCGACAUCACAGAACGUUAUCAGAUGAGUGAAAAGCUUAUCAAUGAAGAGUUUAAGAUAUGGAAAAAGACUUCUCCAAUGCUCUAUGACAUCAUCUACACCUAUUCGUGUAAGUGGCCCAGUUUAACUGUUCAAUGGUUGAGCGAUGUGACUACUGAAGCCGUCACUACUACCAAGGACGCCGUUGAAGAGGUGCUUAAGGCCAAGUUUCUUCUUGGAACUAGCACAACGGGUGGUGCACAGAACUAUCUAAAGCUUUUCUCGGUGGAUUUACCGCCAACAUUGUCCAAAACGACUAAUGAAAGCCUAGCUGUGUCGAAAUUAACACCUCUCAAGGAUUCUAGCAACAGGCUCAACUUACUAAGGCAAUGGAGACAUCCUGGUGAGAUCAACAAAGCUCGUAUUGACGAAAACGCCGGCUUGAUUGCUACCCAGACGAAUUGUGGUGACAUUUUAGUAUACGAUUACAAAAGUUUGGAUUCUUCUGAAGCUCCAAUUCAUACUUUAAAGUAUCAUACUAAGGAAGGUUUUGGUCUUGAAUGGAAUCCGAUCAUUGCUGGCAGGCUUAUAUCUGGAAAUGAGGACGGAAAGAUUGCGUUGUGGGAUUUAUCCUCAAGGCCUGCAGACAAAGUUUUAAAACCGGCAAGGACAUUUUCCACUCAUACUGGUAUCGUCAAUGACCUAUCGUGGAAUGGUGUGUGUAGUGAGUUGUUUGCUUCUGUCAGCGACGAUGGAAGCUUACAAAUUCAUGAUUUGAGAGCAAAGGAAGGAGAGUUAGCCAUCAAAGUAGAGAAGGCUCACGGAGGAGCAGCUAUCAAUGCGGUCGAAUUCCAUCCCACGAUAUCCUCAUUGGUUGCAACGGGUUCCACAGAUAACUUCGUUCAAUGUUGGGACUUACGAGACUAUUCGAAGCCAAUUAGACGACUUUACGGACAUGCUGGACCUAUUCUCAACAUGAAGUUUAACAACAACUUGCUUCUGUCGACUUCAGUUGAUCGUAGAGUACUUGUUUGGGACUUGAAUAGAAUACAAGAAGGAGAGUUCGAUUUGAAGGAGUAUGAGAAGAAGAAUACUGAGUACACCGAUCCUUGUUUAGUGUUUAUGCAUGGUGGUCAUACAGGAAGGCUUUGCGAGGCAGAUUGGCAUCCAGCCUUGAAUAAUGUGGUAAUUAGUUGCGCAGAGGAUAGCUUGGUUGAAAUUUGGAGGCCUCUUCAUUUGGAAGAUUCUUUUGACAAUGAGGAAACUGACGUAGAAAAGGUGAAGAAACAGGAUGGAGAUAAAGAGAAGACACAGGAUGGAGAUAAAGAGAAGACACAGGAUGGAGAAAAAGAUAAAGGACAAGAUGGAGAAAAAGGCGAGGACAAAGGGGUCUCGAAUGGGUCCAGAGGAAUCAAAGACGAGUUCAAGGAGUCUACGGAUGCACCUAAAGAACAAAAUGGAACCAGCGGUACUCAUACUACCGACGAUGAUGACAUAAAUAUGAAUUAG
This is a messenger RNA of Brettanomyces nanus, 1539 nucleotides long. RefSeq lists its product as uncharacterized. Gene Ontology annotation, molecular function: histone binding. The record is from RefSeq and is a predicted model, not a curated record. The transcript has 2 exons. NCBI's taxonomy places the organism in Eukaryota, Fungi, Ascomycota, Pichiomycetes, Pichiales, Pichiaceae. Gene Ontology annotation, biological process: regulation of gene expression. The coding region runs from base 1 to 1539 and encodes 512 amino acids. Gene Ontology annotation, cellular component: nucleus; Rpd3L complex; cytoplasm.